AUGGAUUCUAAGAAGACACCAAACCGCUAUCAUCUUGCCUGCAAGUUUUGCCUGAAGGUUACAGGCACCUUGCCUAAUCAUCUGAGGAGAGCCUGCAUGAAACAUGCAGAUAACCAAGAAAUUGAAUUUGUGAUGCAAGAAGCAAGAGGAAAGAUGAGAGCAAUCCUGGAAGGGCUAAGUAUUGUUAAUUAUGAAGACCUGGACUAUGAGGAUUCUGAUCCUAAACAAUUUUUUGUCCAGUUCCUGGAGAAAAAUGGCUGCUAUAUCAGAGGGAAGCUAGAGUCAGCAAGCUGUGCCAUGAAAGAGAGCAUCCUUCCAUCAAAUAUGGACAGAAACAAGGUGAACGUCAAUUGGCCAGCAGAUGAAGUAGGGGAGACACAGGCCCCUUGUAAAGAUCUGGACCUGUCACAUAAGAUGAUAAGCCCCAGCCCCUUGAAUGCUGAAAAUGGGCAGAAACAGCAACCUACACUUCAGUCACUUCAGGAGAGCAUUGACUUCCUAAUGUCACAAUUGGCCAAAAAGCAUGAGAAGGUAAACUCCAGACCCUUGAAUGCUGAAGCAGUGCAGAAAAAGCGACCUGUUGUACAACAGGGCCUACCCAUCGAGUCAGAUGAGGAGGACUAUGUAAGCCUUGUGAAUGAACAAGAGGUGGAGAUGCAGGGACCUGAGCUUGACCUCCCCAUCGAGUCAGAUGAGGAGAACUUCAUAAGCCCUGUGAAUGAACAAGAGGUGGAGAUGCAGGGACCUGAGCUUGACCUCCCUGUUGAGUCAGAGGAGAACAAUGCAGACCCCUUGCUUGAUGACAACGAUGAUGAUGAUUAUGAUGAUGACGACAAGGAAAAUGAAGAGAUGGAGACACACAAUCUUGUUGAAGGGCUGGAACAGACCGAGACCAAUUCAAACUACAUUCUGCUUAGAAGAAGAAUGAUGGCUGCAGGCAUGUAUAGAAAACACUCUCUUGAAUGUGGUGUUCUUGCUCGCUUCCGAAAAUAUCUGCAGCAAGAAUUACAAGUAACAAGAUGGUCACAAGAGGUGGCAAAUGUGGCCAGGUUUUUGUAUUUUGUGGACCCCUCCAAGGCGUCCUUAAGCUUCCUGACCGACACACAGAAGACGUUGGAUUUUUUUACGGCACUUGAGAAAUUGGGAAACACUCACGCCACAAUGUUUUCGUACCUCAAACAUAUCAAGAGGUUUGUGAGAUCCCAAACAGACACUUUGUCCAGCGGAUCCCAUCAAAGUGAAGACCUUGCCGGAAAAUGCAAACGCUAUCUCGACAUGACCGCAACUCUACAGCGAAGGCUGAGCAAGGGAAUUACGGCCAGAGUUGUGGGGAAAAAGUUUGACUAUCUGACGUCUGCAAAAAAGGACCCAUCAGAGUGUCAACGGAUCCUCGUAGUGGCCAGACCAAUAUUUGACCAGAUAAUAAAGAAGGCCAAGAUGGGUGUAUGUCUUUUGGAGAAGGAAAAGUCUUAUGUCAUCUAUUACUUGGAGGCACUCAUUGUUUUAAAAUACCUCCAGCGACCAGGGGUUGUUCAAAAUAUGACUGUAGAAGAAUGGUGCAAGAGGAUGCCAUCUGAUUGCAAAACCCGUAUGGUCAUUGGUGUAAAAAGGCAUAAGACAUCCACUCAGCAAGUCGCCUCUAUACUGCUAGAAGAAGAAGAAGAAGAGUGGUUUGAUGUUUAUUAUAAAAAAAUACGGCCAUCAUUUAUCAGGAGUGGGAAAUGCCCACAGACAUUUUUCAUAUCGUCAACAGGGGAACCAAUUCACAGUGUGACAAAUGACAUCGCCCGGCUUCAUCAUAAGUUUAAAUUGCGCCCUGUCACAAGUCAAGAGGCUAGAAGGACAAUGGAGACAUACAUGGUCUCCCACUUUCAAACUGAUGCUCAGAGGAACAUGUUUGCCAGGUUGCUUGGCCAUUCAAAUGUGACUGCCGGAAGGAUAUAUGGCGAGAAGACCGUUGACAAUAUGGUAGAAGCGGCAGAAAUGAUGAAGAGGGCGAUGCAUGAAUCCCAGCCAUCAACAUCAAGGUGUCAAGAGGUGCCACAGAAGCCCCUGCAAGAAGAAACACCAGAAGUCUCCCGUGGGUUGAGGGAGGAAGCCUUUGAAAAAUUUAAAAAGUGCCACCCACUUACUAUUGAUGCCACGCCUCCUUGCUUAAAGGCAGCACUAGGCUUUUCCCGUGAGUACGGCCAGUACGUUUAUGACCGUUGGAGAAAACAGCAAAAUAAGAUGAGAGUGGAUUAUGUUGCUGGACUUCUCAAAUAUGAGAAUCCACAUGAAGAAAGAUGUAUCCAAGGCACUGGAUGGAAGACCAACUUGCCACUGAUAAGGGAUAUUUUGGAAACCUGUAACCCUCGGUCUAAAAAGAAGCACAACUUGGAUAUCAGAAUGGCCAUAAAUUCAUCCAGAAUAAGAUAA
Molecule: messenger RNA, 2418 nt
Organism: Xenopus tropicalis (tropical clawed frog)
Lineage: Eukaryota; Metazoa; Chordata; Amphibia; Anura; Pipidae
Gene: menf.2
Product: mesendoderm nuclear factor, gene 2
Biological process (GO): DNA recombination; DNA integration
Molecular function (GO): DNA binding
Source: RefSeq, a predicted model, not a curated record